Molecule: messenger RNA, 6241 nt
Organism: Dreissena polymorpha
Lineage: Eukaryota; Metazoa; Mollusca; Bivalvia; Myida; Dreissenidae
Exons: 15
Coding region: 406-3708 (1100 amino acids)
Source: RefSeq, a predicted model, not a curated record
UCGCUCGAUAGGAUUUAUUGUUAGCAUUACUUUAAAACCAAUCGAUCGGGUUACGGUUUACAUUGUCUUUUUUAGAAGUAGUCAAAACAUGUUCUAACACUGAGAACGUCUAAUCACAACCACUAAUCACCAAUCGACAACUAAGUUCGUAUACUAGUAUAUGGCUGUGUUUUAGCUUCCGAAAUUUAAACGCUUGACCGUGUAUUUGUAUGGGAAUUCUCUUACACUGAGUCUACCCCAAUAAACAGAAGUGUGGGUUUGUGAUAAGGUGAAUAAAUAAAACUGUUCAGUGGAAAUCUACAUGACCUGCGUUUGUAAAAUUCAUAUUCAGUGAAAUUGGGAUAUAAUAAACUGAUACUUUUUUCCUGAUCGACCGUAUUAACAUGACAACGUGACGGCGUAACCAUGGGAACCGGUGCAUCCACGCAGGUGCAGCAGCCGACACGUCCGGUGACCGCUCCGUAUGUAAAGCCAGCGGUGAACGGAAACGCGGCGCCAUCUUCGAGCGCUAAGAAUCCGGCUCCACCGAAGUCGGCGGGCUUAGAUCUACGUCGAGCACACACCUCCGUGCAAACCAAUGGACACACAUCCAGUGACGAAAGUACAUCAUCGUCACCGGGGGCGCGCAGCGGUCAGCAGCAAGACCCGCCCAACUACCAUAGGUCUCAGAUCCCCCCUCCCCGACCCCCCAGGACGCUCAAGUCGGACAUCUUCUCACUAGAACGCUACAAGGAGGUCGACGACUAUGUGCUCAAUGCGCCCCCGAAGCUACUAGUGGGAAACUUCAACGAACUGAUCAAGUACCUGACACGCAACAAUGAACGCUGGGACGACCUGUGUAAGAUACGAGCCAUCUUCCUCUGGGUCACAUCCAUAGACGUGUACAACCUCAAGGUGGACGGUGUACCCCCGACACACUCGCCUCUCGAGUACUUUACGAAGAUCCAGUGUAACAUGGGCAACCACGCCCACCUCAUAUCUGGACUCUGUCAAAUGGCGGGAAUCCCGUGCGUCAUCAUCAGCGGCAUGAACAAGAGCGCCGCCUAUGACAUCGGAGGCCGCGUUGAUCGGAAGAGCAUGGGUGCGCAGUGGAAUGCCGUUUACGUGAACGACGACUGGCGCUUCCUGGACGCUUUCUGGGCCUCCGCGUGUGUGGUCGGCCGUAAGACGGGCGAGUGGACGCUCGUAGACUCGGACGGCAACGUGACACAGGAGGACGAGGAGUCAGCGGAGGGCACGACGCAGCACCGCAUUAACGAGUUCUACUUCUUCCCCGACCCCGACAAGCUCGUCUGGACGCACUACCCGGACGAGGUGCAGUGGCAGCUGCUUGAUCGGCCCGUCAGCCAGAAAGAGUUCGAGGAACACGUGUACCUCCGGGAGCGCUUCCACUAUCUCGGUAUGAAGCUCAUGCCCAAUAGCCACGACAGGUGCGUUCUGUCGUCCAAAGACGGCGAAAUCGAAAUCGUGUUCUCCCUUCCGCCUAAGAGCAGUGAGAAUUCCCGGUUCAAGUACAUGUUAUACCAAGGGCAGAAGUCGCGGAACAAGGAAGAAGAGGACAUAUUGCUAGACCGGUUCGUGAUGUUCGAGCACACGGCGCAUCUUCUGCGGUUCACUAUUCGGUUCCCGAUAUCAGGGCGGUUCAAAAUGGACGUGUUUGGUCUGGACGUGACGGAGUCAGACAUAUUUGAUCUGGCAUGUACGUACAUUAUUCAGUGCAAUGAGGCGAAGAAGAAUUGCUUGCCGCUACCGGACGUGCCUCCGAUCGGAUGGGGACCUGGAGCGAACGCCAAAGAAGCUGGUCUGAAACCUAUUACGCAUGACGGUGCCAUUAUUGUCACCAAGGACGGGAACGUGGAGAUUCGUCUAGCCGCCGAAAAGAACAUACAACUGCAUCAGAUGUUGAAACACGCCCUCAUUGACGAGGCGACGCUUAGUAACUACGCGGUCACCAGACUGGAAAAUGGCGAAGCCGUCGUAAACAUCCGACUGCCACAGGGCGGUGAAUACGCGCUGAAGCUGUACGCAGACGACGCGGGCAAGGAAGGCGUGGCACCAAACGUUUUGAACUACCUGAUCAAGAGCGAAGGAAAGAACGUCAGCAAUCCGCCCUUCCCGAACAUCAGCGACGGGUCGCUGGGAGCGAAACCGCUUUCUGAGAAUCUCGGUGUCAAGGCCAUAACGCCCAAGGGUGGAAACAUUCAGGCCAAGAACGGUCGCACGCGCGUGGAGUUCCAAGCUCGAAGCGGCGUACAGCUUAUGGUAGAACUGCACAGCAGCGACGAGCUAGCUUGCAAGCGCAUGAUGGUGACCCCGAAAGAGGAGAAUGGCAAGUGGAUAUUCGACCUUGAUAUGCCGGAAGAAGGUGAAUAUUCUCUGAACGUGUUUGGCUGUUCAAAGAACUCGGUAGACAGAAUCUACAAUGUGCACUCGUACCUGGUGAAAUCCGACGGCCGGAAGUUGGACGGGGCUGAGAUCGAUAUGCGCGCGCAGAACAAACACGUUCAGACGCACGUUCCCAUAGAAACAGUACAGACAUCCGACAACGAAGUUCUCAUACCUAUUCCACCCGGUUUCGAAGACGUCUGCGCGUCUCUUCACAGACGGAACGCGAACGAUCCCCCGAACGCUCACCAGGUGGAUAUCAUAGAACAGGACGGUAUUCAGCUGAUACGGGCGCGACUUCCGGAGUUUGGCGAGUAUCAGCUGAACCUGUACGACCGAGACAGAAAGGCCGUGCUUCGAAACAUCGCCAAGUACCAAAUAAACCGGCGACCUCCAGGCGAGCUAUACGAGGACAAUACGAAGAUGCUGAUGCACAACCUCGGCGCCACACAGCCGAUCGUGGAGGAGGACGAGGAGGAGUAUGCAGCACCCAGCAGGAUCGACAAGAACGAGUCGGACGAGGACAAGAACAAGCGCAUGGAGGCCCAGUUAGAGAUAGACCAAGAGGAACAGCGGCGCGCGACUCGGCGGCAAAUUCAGAAGGCGAUAGACAUGAAGGAUCCGGAAAUGCUGGAGCGUUACAUACAGGCGUACGAGAAGCUUAACCCAGCCUACGACGACGAGAUGCUGGUCAAGGCGCGCAAGGUGCUCGCAGCACUGGACGCCAAGGAAGAGCUGACACAAGCUUGCCAACGCCGCGACCUGGACUCGCUGAAGAAGGCGAUCGCGCGCGCCAAGGACGUCAACUACGACCACCAGCUGGACCUCCAGCUGGCGUUGGCAAACCGCCUCCGCGACCAGCUGGAGCGGAUAGAGAAGCUGCGGCACUCCGUGCUCAAUCUGGACAGCAAGACAAUCGCGGAGAUCAAGACGUACUCAAAUCCGCCUGACGGCGUCCACCAGUCAAUGAUGGCAACGUUCAUAUUGUUGGGCAACACGCCUAAGGAAGUCAGGAACUGGCGAACGUGUCAGGCGUUGGUCGGCAAGACCGGAAAAGAGUCGCUGAUGCGCCGGAUAUCCGGUUUUGAUCCCAAGGACUGUAGCCUCGCCGUGGCUCAGUUGGCGAAGCACAUGAUCGAGAACUACUCAAUGUCGCAGAUCCGUGACGUCAGUGCAGGCGCCGCGACGUUCUUUGGAUGGUCGCUGGGUAUGAUAGAGGAGAUCGAGUCCACGGGCGGCUCAGGCAUGGGCAUCAUCAGCAAACCUCCCCAAAAACAGGAGAGACCCAAGACCAAGAAUAGCAGCCGCAACGGGAAGCGAUAGAUAUAAGCGUCGCCGUGGGAAAACGUGGUUUAUUGCAUGUGCGUAAAGCAUCAACCCAGAUUAGCCUGUGAAGUCUGCACAGGCUAAUCUGGGACGACACUUCACGCACGUACAUUUAGCCCCGUUUUGCCAGAGAUAGAUAUGUUUAAAUUAGUCUCCCUUAGCUCACUGUACCAAUAUAUAUUAAGGUUUGUUACUUAGGUUUAAUGGUCAAUGAUAGUGCUGAAUUUGUCGUUUUCGUUUGGUUGGCGAAACUUCUUCGUGUUGAUAACCCAAUGUGUCAGUGAAGUGAACACUAAUAUUCGUUUGUGGAGGAAAAUGAUUUUCUGCUGCUUUGAAAUAAAAUUGUCAUUAACGCUGAUAUCGCAUGUUUAUUACUAUGGCAUUGGACUUAGGCUUUACUUUCAAAACAAUAAUUGUGCACUUAUAUGUUCUUGCUAUAGUUUUGUGAUAUAAUUCUGUAACGUGUGCGCCGCUCUGAAUACUUAGAGAAACGCAUUAUGUUUAUAUUAAUAUGUUGUAUAUUAUAUUAUUCAAAUGAAUGUAAGUAUACAACAUACAUGGUUGUAUACUAGUGAAUGACAUGUUACAGGAUUUCGGCUUUAAAAAGCACGCAUGUACGUAAUUUGCAGUUGUAUACAACGUCAUAUUACAUCAAUUUUUAUUUUAUAAGUGUACAUUUACAGUUAGUUUACAUUUACAUGUAAAAUUUCCACCUAUUUGUUCCAUACAUAAUUUUCGCGGAAAUUUGAAUUACUUGCUUGAUUUUGUAUCCCAUUUUGUUGAUGAUGACUGUUUAUAAUAAUUGUAUCUGCAAUUAAGAUAUUUGCUGAUAUGUAUAUUGUGAAAUAUCAAAACAUGUGAUCUAGCUCAUAUUGAAAAUGCACCUAAAUCAGUGUUUCGUUAGGUUGCACCUAUGAUUUGCAAAUCAAUCAUAAAGCACAAUAUACUAAUAUGGUUUCUUCAUAAACUGCACACUCAUGCAUGUGGGUGUUUGUGAGCGAUUAUAUGUACCUAUUAUUUUCAGUAUUUCGAACAUUCUGCAAUAUUUGUUUAGUAAGGUCAUUUUGUUCAAUAAUAAAUAUGUAUUUUUAUUCCACAUUCAUACAUGCCAUGUUUAUUUCAUUUGAUUUCUGCACGGCGUUUAAGACUGUGUCUGUCAUUGUUUGCGAUUCAAAAAAGGGAUUUUACAACAAUCACAUAAUUAUUAAUGGUAUGACUUUGUAGACGUUUAUCAAUUGUUCCAACUAGAUACUUUUUCAUGUUGGUAUUUUUGUCUGUGAUAUAAUGAUUCACAUAUUUAUUUACAUUACUGUUACUUCAUUUUUGUAUUGCUGCACAAAACAUAUUUGUCUUUUAUGCACAAAACACUCGUCCAGUGUUACUUGAGGGUUAUAAACCGAGUUGUGUGUUAAAUUCUGUUCUCUUUUGUUCAGUUCAGGUAUUUUCAAUGCUAUUUAUUACGCUUUUAAAGUUUUUGAAGAGGAAUGAUAUUAAGUGAUGUUAGGUAACAAAGUCCUAUGUUGGAUAUACACAGCAGAUGGCUUCAUAUUUCCCAAUGUAAACACUAAGUACUUCCCAUUUAUGUCUAAUAGUUUGAUUGGACACAUGCCUAUUUAAUUCAGACACGGCUAUCAAAGCUGACAUUGCAAGCCGAAACUAGUUCGAAAUCAAAGUACUGACAGUACUGGUGUGACGAUGCUUUUAAAGAGGAUGGAUAUAAAAGCAUCAAUUUAAGAUCAUCUAUAUCACCCGAUUUGUGUAUGUGGGUACGAACAUUUUGGGUACGAAAAUAAAUUUGGGUACGAACGUUUUGGGUACGAAUAAAAAUUGGGUACGAAAAAAAAUUGGGAACGAAACAUUUUGGGUACGAAAUAAAAAUUUGGGGGUACGGGCAAGUAGUACCCGGGGGGAACUUGACUCAUUCAGCGAAACUGGGAGGCGGGUUACAUUCUCGAUCAAAUCUAACAAGAAAUAUCUUUAAAAACAUAAUCGGCGUGUAUUUUUCUGUACCACUUUUCGUAAACACUUUCUAUAGCAAUAAAAUGUUUGUGGGUUAUUAAAAUUACGUUUCAGUAGAUAUAUACAAAACAUGACAUGAUCGUUUAUAACACAUGUACAUCAUACCUUACCUUUAUUUCAUUGUUUACGUUCUUAAUUUGAUAAUGUUAUAUGUACGAACCUGAUUUCUCAUGCCCAUGGACAUAUGCUUUUUUACUGUUGAAUAUUGUUUGUUAAUUGAAGUUCAAAACGCAUAGGCAUGUUUGUUCGUUAAGUAUGACAAUACUUUCAUGAUAAUUCUCGAAAGAAGGUAUGAGCACAUAGCCGGACCAGGAGAGCUAAAUCGUAAGAGCACUUGCAUAUCCGAGUUCGUACAGGAACAUAUGGAUAAGUUAACUAACCAAAGCGAUAUGACAUUAUACAUGUAUAUGCUGAAAUCUAACAAACGAACGAAUUAUCAAACAUGGUAUGUACACUUAGGUGGUUGUGUAAUUUCUGUUAGAAUAUCGUAUUAAAUGUAAAUUUAAAAUGA